Molecule: messenger RNA, 1255 nt
Organism: Chenopodium quinoa (quinoa)
Lineage: Eukaryota; Viridiplantae; Streptophyta; Magnoliopsida; Caryophyllales; Amaranthaceae
Product: probable carbohydrate esterase At4g34215
Exons: 2
Coding region: 368-1126 (252 amino acids)
Source: RefSeq, a predicted model, not a curated record
ACGCUUGUCUAUACAUAUCUUCAAUUGUUUUUAAAUAAAAGUUAUAGUUAGUUGUCAAAUAUUGACACGAUGUAACUGUUUGACAAUCAGCUUGAACAAAAUUCAAUUCAAAUUAUGACUUGUAUAAAUACAAUAAUUUACCACAAGUCUAAUUUGAAAUAGACUCAAGUAAUCAACACUCCAUACAAUCCGACUUUAUCCAACCCAUUAUUAACCGACACCUCAUUUGUUAUACAUAAAAAAAAUAAUUAAAAAAUAAAAAUAAAUUGUGAUUACCAACCCAAAAGCCCAAAACAACAACAGAGCUACAGAGUGACCAACUGAACCAAGGGUCAACAUCUUUCGAUCCCAAAAACCCAAUCAAAUAAUGAUGUCGUGCGACACCACCGCAAAACAGAUCUUCCUCCUCUCCGGCCAAAGCAACAUGGCCGGCCGAGGAGGCGUCGUUAAAUACACCGACUACCAUCACCACCACCACAAGAAAUGGGACGGCGUUAUUCCGCCGGAAUGUCAACCCCACCCUUCAAUCCUCCGCCUCAACGCGCACCUCCAUUGGGAGCAAGCGCGUGAUCCACUACAUUCCGACAUCGAUAGCCGUAAGGUUUGUGGGGUGGGACCCGGAAUGCCAUUCGCCAACGUGGUUAGGGAGCGCGUGGGUGGGCCAAUUGGACUUGUCCCGUGUGCCGUUGGCGGGACUGCGAUAAGAGAGUGGGCGCGUGGGGAACACUUGUAUGAGAAUAUGGUGAAGAGAGCUAAAUGUAGUGUGGAGAGUGGUGGGGGUGAGAUUAAAGCAAUGUUGUGGUAUCAAGGUGAGAGUGAUGCCACGGCGAGUGACGCUGACGCGUAUAAAGGGCGAUUGGAGAAGUUUAUUUGUGAUGUUAGGGAAGAUCUUCAGUUGCCAUUGCUUCCUAUCAUUCAGGUGGCACUUGCAUCAGGGUAUGAAAAAUACAUAGAUAAGGUGAGAGAAGCACAACUAGGGAUCAAACUCCCAAAUGUUGUAUGUGUGGAUGCCAAAGGAUUGAAACUCAACGACGACAAUCUUCAUUUAUCUACCGAAGCCCAGGUUCAAUUAGGUCAGAUGUUGGCUGAUGCCUACCUCUGCCAUUUUAAUCCUUCCUCCUCUUAGGCUUUACCUCUACAUAUGGAGAUAUUUACAUGCUGCAUUACUGCUUGCAUAUGUUGUCAUUUGGAUAACUUGCACUUCUUAUACGGUUUUAUAUUUCUUGGUAUUCAAUAAAUCAAAAUGUUUUUGAUC